Molecule: messenger RNA, 1470 nt
Organism: Tripterygium wilfordii
Lineage: Eukaryota; Viridiplantae; Streptophyta; Magnoliopsida; Celastrales; Celastraceae
Product: aspartic proteinase CDR1-like
Exons: 6
Coding region: 1-1470 (489 amino acids)
Cellular component (GO): extracellular region
Source: RefSeq, a predicted model, not a curated record
AUGCAUCACUUGAUUCUCAUCUCGCUUCUUAUUUUGUUCAAUGCCUUCAUUUUGUAUCCAAUUGAAGCAGAAAUGAAUUCGGUAAGCUUUGAUCUUAUUCAUCAUGAUUCAAAGGUCUCUCCGUUUUACAACUCAUCCAUGACAGAGUCAGAAGUUUCAUUAAAAGCCGUUAUGCGUUCCCUCAAUCGACUCAAUCACUUCAAUUCAUCUAUGUCUAUUGAUGCAAAAUAUGUGGAAUCUCAGUUGACUGUGGGGGACUAUUUCAUGAUAUUUGCUAUAAGUGAUCAAACUACUACACGAAUUGCUAUCCCAGACAUGUUAAGUGACCUUAUUUGGGUGCGCUGUGUCCAGAAGGAAGAUCCAUCACGUUAUAAUCCAAAAUCAUCGAAAACCUAUGAUGCAAUUUCAUAUGGCUCAAAAGAUUGCGAUGCUCUGCAACAUCCUGAGAAGGGGCAAUCAAAUGUGUGCCGAUACAAGAAUCAACAACAUAGCAUAGAUGGAUUCUCCUCCUCCGGAGUGUUGGGUACAAAGACCUUCUACUUUAAAUUCCCUGAUGGGAAACAUAAAAAGUUCUCCAAAAUAGUGUUUGGAUGCGAUGAUGUCUAUAAACAUAAAAUGAAAGAAGUUGUUGAAGGUGUUAUUGGUCUUGGACAAGGGUCGUUAUCACUGGUUUCUCAAUUCGGAAAUAGAUAUACGAAAUUUUCCUACUGCUUGCGCGAGAAGUCAAUACAAACUCCUAGUAAGAUUAAAAUUCGGGUCAGACAGCCCUACUACUACCUGAACCUUGAAGACAUUAGCAUUAAUGGUAAGACGAUAAACCUAUCCACUACAGAUCAUCUUUCUAUGGCAGUCGAUAUUCAAACAGCCCACACAUCGUUGCCUCCACUUCUAUACGCUCAAGUGAUUGCCAUGUUUAAAGCAGAAGCCAAUGGCAUAUUUUCAGUCGAAGUUCCGAAUUACGGCACUUGCUUUCUUAGAAGUGAUAUUAAGGCGCUCAACAAUGUCCCCAGCAUUGUAUUUCAUUUUACAAAGGCACGCCUUCUUACGGUUGCAGAGUUUUAUGUCAAUCCCAAUACAUUGCUUCAGGAACAUAAUGAGUACAAAUGUCUAACAAUAGUCCCAAAAGAUGGACCUUCUGUAUUGGGAAAUAAGGCACAAGUGGAGGUGGGGCCUUUUGAUUCACUCAUAUAUGAUGUUCAAUCCAAUAACAAGAUGAGUAUGGUUUUGUGGCGAGCUCGGUCUACCCUCUUUGUUCAUCUCAGUAAGGAAUAUGCGAGGUUUCUUUACCACAUUGUUUUUCAUGGAGAUAAAAUAUGGUUGUUCUCAUCCAUCUAUCGUGGAUUCUUCACAAUACCGGCUCUGCUGGGAUAUGGUUAUUUGAGUACAUCUCGAUAUUGCUCGGUGUUAGUCUUCGGAUUUAUAAUUCCUUUGCUAGGAUUUGUAAUUUAUAAACUGUUAACACGAUACUAA